Molecule: messenger RNA, 2546 nt
Organism: Leptopilina heterotoma
Lineage: Eukaryota; Metazoa; Arthropoda; Insecta; Hymenoptera; Figitidae
Exons: 2
Coding region: 255-2402 (715 amino acids)
Source: RefSeq, a predicted model, not a curated record
AUAAUAAAUUUAUUUUCCUGAUGUCUCACGAUUUUUAGAUAAUAAUUUUUAUUAGUUAUUAGUACUAUAAAAGCUUUGAGAAGAGACGCAUAUUUUACAGUUUAGUAUUGUUUGCCUAUCUCGAAGAAGUCGAAUUAAGAAUCUAAAGGUCACCUGUAAAAAGACAAUACCUACCAGAGAGUUAAUAGCAACGACAAUUUCUAGCUAAACGCAACAAAAAGCAAACAACAUAACCUAAAAGGAAAAAGUGAUUUAUGAUGCCUACAACAUUUAUUUCUCCACUGAAAAACAAUCAUUUCUUUUCAGUGUGUCACUACAUUACAACAUUGGGAAUUAUUUUGAAUAACAAUAACCUGCUUUCAACUACAGCGGAAAAUGAUACCAUACCUGUUCUGAAUGCAUUUUUUGAAUAUCUAAACAAGUCAAACAAUGAGUCAGCGGCAAAAAUCCAUCUUUUUAAAGAAAUGCGAAGUAAAAUUAAUAUUUCUGAUUUUGAAGAUCCGAAUAAUUUGAAGAACGUUAAUGAACUCUAUCAGUACAUAAUUAAUAUGGGUUUGUUUGCCCACUACGGCAACAUUACAGGUUAUGUAAGAAAUGUUUUCAAUGAUAACAACAACGGCUUUUCCAAUCUAAAGGAAAUUUUGUAUCACGAUUUCUCAAACAAUCUCACUACUAAGAAUAUUUGCUCUCUGAGAAAGGAAACCGAAAAACUUCAUUUUCUUGCAAUUGAAAGAAUCUUUGCUGAGUAUGUUUUGCCAAUUUUCACUGAAAUAUGGAAAGGAAAGAAUUUAAAUGUGCGCAGAAACGAUUUGAAAAUAGUAAAACGGUUUAGAAGACAAGUAUCAUCUUCAGAAGACAGUGAUAUUGAUGUUGUAGGAAUGGAUGAAGACCCACCUAAAGUAGAGUAUCCAAUAAGAAAUUUUCGUCUUGAAUUUUUAUCAAACCUAAAAGUUAAUGGUUUAACAAUUUUAAAUCAAGAGAGAGAUUUAUUCUCUAAAAUAGUAACAAAUAUCGCUCUUGAGGAAAUAAUCGAUUAUACAAAUAAUCCACUUGAUCUUUGGCUUCUAGAAAUUACAACUGAUGCAAAUCUUGCCAAUUCUUUAUUUGAUUUAAAAGGAUCGAAAUUUUUUUUUAAUGAUUUCAAAAUACUUACAAAGACUCCAUCCGGUGAAGUGCCGCCAAAAAUAUGGAAACCAUAUACUCAAUCGGAUGAAACAAACGUACUUUAUCAUAUAGUAAGUGAAUCACAAGAAGGUUUUGUCGAUUUGCAUAAAUACAAUAUUCAUAAUCUAUACAUAGUGUUUCCAGAGGUUGAUUUUAAAGUUACAAAUACAAGAUAUGUUGAAAUUGAAAAUAAAUUGUUUUUAAUUAUCAAUCUGAAAAGGAUGAAUUUAUCGCUUGAUAGAUGGUAUAGAAUUAUUAAUGCUACGAAACACAGUGAACUGUCUAAUGCAAGAGAUUCCACAAGGAUGAAAGCUAUUGAAAAAGCUGCAAAAUACAUUUCGUCAAAUGUUCCAUUGAAAAGAUUUUCUAAAGCUGUGACUAUGUUGAAGAGUUUCAUAUUGUCUGUAGGUACAUACAACCCCAAUUUACUGACAUAUAAACAACUGGCUGAAAAUUAUUCGAAUGGCACGACGAUUACUGACUUUUAUUCGCCCUGGAAAAUUGAUAAUAGCAAAUACAUAAAUGAUGUACUAUAUGAAUCAAAAUUUUAUUUUCAAUAUAACUCUAAUCAUUAUAAGUGGAAUUCAGAGAUAAAUUUUAAAUCAACAACGAAAUCCUUUCUUGAUCACUAUUAUGAUAGGUACAAAGCAGACUUGGAUAUUUUCCACAAGAAAAUCAGAUUUGAAGAUUUUUAUAGAAUUCACUGGUUAUUAGUCAUGGCAAACUUUCCACAUGUGACAAAACAUGAGAAAGUUUCACUUUUGAGAGUGGCUCUCAGACAAUGUGACGAGGAAUUGAAUGAAGAGCCAAUUGUACUCUAUCAGGCUUUCUAUGCGACCGAUACUUAUUCUAACAUAAACCUAUAUACAAGAGAGCAUGUAACUUUAAAAGGAAAUGUACCAUGCAGUAGAAAUCGUAGUCUUGUACUAUCAAGCGCCUUAAAUGAUUCUACUGGUACAGGAAUAUUAUUUUUUUUCAAAAUAAAAAUUAAUAAUCGUUGUGGAGUAGCAGACGUUUAUCAAUUUUUCAAGAAUGAAGUCAAGUCACAUUUUUUAAUUUCUAAUGAGAAAUAUAAACGAAUUGAGGAAUUUGAAGAAACCAUUGAGAAUCAGAAAGUAAUUUUUGUAACUGUUGAAUCAAAUGACAUAAAAUCAAAAGAAGAAAAAAUUAUAAACAUUGUGAAUAAGCUAAAUGAUAUUUAUAUGGAUGGUGUUAAUUAUUUUGUUGAAGAAUAUUAAAAAGCAAUUCAUUUUCUUCAUACUUUUCUAAUAUUUGAAUGAAUCUCUAUUUAAAUUUACUAUUAAGAAAGAAACUACAAAUGUUUCAAGAGAAAAUAUCACACAAUAAUUUAUAAAAUCCCAGUCAAAAUUCUAAAGAACAUU